Molecule: messenger RNA, 1503 nt
Organism: Amorphotheca resinae ATCC 22711
Lineage: Eukaryota; Fungi; Ascomycota; Leotiomycetes; Helotiales; Amorphothecaceae
Exons: 4
Coding region: 1-1503 (500 amino acids)
Molecular function (GO): iron ion binding; heme binding; oxidoreductase activity, acting on paired donors, with incorporation or reduction of molecular oxygen
Source: RefSeq, a predicted model, not a curated record
AUGGCUCCUUUGGGAUAUAACUCAUACCUUGUGCUAUUUGGUGUUCUCGUGCUUUUUGUGGCAAGGUUUGCGAUCAAAAAACAGGCCGAGUGGAAGUUCUCGCGUGAGAACAACUGCCGUAAACCACAGAUAGCUCCUGCCGGUAUUCUUAAUGUUGGUCGGCUAUUCGCGUUGCUCCAGUCAAUGAAGGACUGUCGGUCAUUGGAGCUUAUUCGAACCUGGCAUCAACAGUACGGCAAUACAUUCCAAACCUCCCUGGGUCGGGCCAUAGUUAUGACGAUUGAGCCGAAAAAUGUCCAAGCCAUCCUAGCAACUAAGUUUAAAGACUUUGAUUUGGGACAUUAUCGGAACAAGGCCCUCCGGCCUCUUCUUGGUCAGGGAAUAUUCGCAAGCGAUGGUGAGGUCUGGGAACAUUCACGGGCCCUGGUACGGCCAAACUUUGUCCGUAACCAGAUAUCUGAUAUCGAUAUUUACGAGAAACAUGUCUCAAAGCUUAUCGAGCACAUACCUCAAGAUGGGUCAACGGUAGACUUGCAAGAGUUGUUUUUCGAGAUGACCAUGGACUCUGCUACUGAAUUCCUUUUCGGAGAGUCUGUGGAUUCGUUGAAUCAUGACUCAACGGUAGUAUCAUCCCAUUUCGCACAAGAUUUCAAUAAGUCCCAGGAUGGAUUGGCCAUUCGCUUGAGACUAGGUCCCCUUAUGUUCAUUCACAGAGACAAGCCAUUCUCGAAGGCAACCAUCGAAGCACGCCAUUUUGUUGAUCGAUUCGUCCAGAAGGCAAUUGACUAUCAAGACCCGUACAAUGCCGAAGCAACUACCAAAGACGCCGAUCAGCCAUACGUGUUCCUCUACGAGUUAUCUAAACAGAAGCUCGAUAAAAAGAUGCUCACAGAUCAGCUCCUAAACAUCCUGUUGGCAGGCCGGGAUACUACUGCCAGCCUCCUGAGCAUUACUUUCUUUAUUUUGGCUAGACGCCCUGAUGUGUGGACCAAGCUCAGAGCGGAAGUGCUGACACUCGAGGGCCGCAAACCGUCAUUUGAAGUCCUGAAGUCAAUGACGUACCUCACAUGGAUUCUCAAUGAAACCUUGAGACUGUACCCAGUCGUACCACUUAACACUCGCAUGGCCAAUAAAGAUACGUAUCUCCCUGUCGGUGGUGGCCCGGACGGGAAAGACCCCGUCUUUGUUCCUAAAGGAGGAGAAGUGUUCUACAGCGUGUACAGCAUGCAUCGUCUGGCUGAAGUCUUUGGGCCGGACGCGACCGAGUAUCGCCCUGAAAGAUGGGAAAAGCUAAAGCCAGGAUGGGGUUACAUCCCUUUCAAUGGUGGGCCACGGAUCUGCAUCGGUCAGCAGUUUGCUUUAACAGAGGCGGGAUAUACUAUUGUGCGCAUUGUUCAGCGCUUCAAGAAUGUUGAAAGUCGAGAUCCACAACCUUUUAAGGAGUUGCUCACCUUGACCAUGGCCAGCAAGAAUGGAACCAAGGUAGCGCUCACACCUACAUAA